This is a messenger RNA of Drosophila rhopaloa, 1651 nucleotides long. It is a transcript of the gene Cyp6a19, whose product is annotated as probable cytochrome P450 6a19. Bases 7 to 1521 code for a protein of 504 amino acids. Gene Ontology annotation, molecular function: iron ion binding; monooxygenase activity; oxidoreductase activity, acting on paired donors, with incorporation or reduction of molecular oxygen. The record is from RefSeq and is a predicted model, not a curated record. NCBI's taxonomy places the organism in Eukaryota, Metazoa, Arthropoda, Insecta, Diptera, Drosophilidae. The transcript has 2 exons.
CUUGAAAUGGCGGUCCUACUUGGUUUGCUGGUUGGUGCUCUUACCCUCGCUGUUUGGUGGGUACUUCAAAACUACACCUACUGGAAGCGUCGCGGUAUUCCACAUGAUCCGCCCAAUAUUCCACUCGGCAACAGCCGAGAAUUUUGGCGGACAAUGCAGCUGGCCGAAAUUAUCAAGCGAAGCUACCUGAAAUUCAAGAACCAGACCGACGGACCCUUUGUGGGCUUCUACCUUUAUGCGAGGAAAUAUAUCGUUGUCACCGACAUUGAUUUUGUGAAAACCGUGCUGGUCAGCGACUUUGACAAGUUCCACGAUCGCGGAGUGUAUCACAACGAGCGGGAUGAUCCAUUGACCAGUAACCUAACUACUAUGGAGGGUCAGAAGUGGAGAAAUCUCCGCCAGAAGCUUACUCCGGCUUUUACGCCUGCGAAAGUGAAGACCAUGUUUCCAGCAGUUUUAAAUGUGGCCCAUGAACUGAUUCGGGUGAUCGAUGAAAAGAUCUCAAGUUCCCCGCAGACCCUGGAAGUCAGCGAUCUGAUGGCCCGCUUCACCGCCGACGUGAUCGGAACCUGCGCCUUUGGCCUGGAAUGCAAUAGUUUGCGCGAUCCCAAGGCGGAGUUUGUCCAAAUGGGUAAUGCGGCGCUCAGGGAACGACGUCAUGGCUGGCUGGUGGACCUGCUAAUCUUCGGAGCACCCAAGAUAGCCGUCAUGUUGGGAAUCGAGCUGCUGCUUCCGUCGGUGCAGAAAUUCUACAUGAAUAUUGUUAGGAACACUAUAGACUAUAGAGUAGAGAACAAGAUAACUCGGAACGAUUUCUUGGACUUGCUGAUCGAUAUGAAGUUAAAAUACGAUAAGGGCGAUAAGCAAAACGGGCUUAGCUUUAAUGAGAUUGCUGCCCAGGUUUACUCGUUCUUUCUGGCUGGCUUUGAAACGAGCUCCACAACCAUGGGAUUUGCCCUCUAUGAACUCUCCUGCAAUCAAGAUGUUCAGGAUAAACUGAGGAUGGAAGUCGAUACUGUGCUGAAGAAGCAUGAUGGACAAUUAGACUACAACAGCAUGCGAGAGAUGUCUUAUAUGGAAAAGGUCAUAGAUGAAACGCUUAGAAAAUACCCUGUUCUGGGCUUUUUGGUACGCAUUGCAACUAAACCCUAUGUGCACAGCAGCCCAAAAUAUUUCAUUGAACCUGGCACUGGAGUUAUGGUCUCCAAUUUGGGCAUCCACCAUGAUCCCGACUUCUAUCCGGAGCCGGAAAAGUUCAUCCCAGAGCGCUUCGAUGAGGAGCAGGUUAAGAAGCGACCGCCUUGCACUUUCCUGCCUUUCGGCGAUGGUCCCCGGAAUUGUAUAGGUCUUCGAUUCGGACGGAUGCAGGUCUUCGUCGGAUUGGCCCUGCUCAUCCACAAUUUUAAGUUUGAAUUGCACCCCACAAAGACAUCUGUUCUAGUCAAUUUCAAAGUUAAGAAUAUUUUAUUGAGUUCCGAAGACGGGUUUAACCUUAAUGUCAGCAAGGUAGUGAAAGUCUAAAAAAAUGUUGUAAAUGUUUUUCUAUUUUCUUUAAGAAUGUUGUUUUUAAAAAUGUGUUUAAAAUAUUGUGCAUACAACAUUUUAUGCCAACAAAUUGAGUUUCAAGGGCUGAGUUAAUAAUGUUUUUUAA